This is a messenger RNA of Notolabrus celidotus (New Zealand spotty), 3035 nucleotides long. RefSeq lists its product as uncharacterized. The record is from RefSeq and is a predicted model, not a curated record. The transcript has 10 exons. Gene Ontology annotation, molecular function: MHC class II protein binding; protein tyrosine kinase binding. Bases 743 to 2188 code for a protein of 481 amino acids. Gene Ontology annotation, biological process: interleukin-15-mediated signaling pathway; positive regulation of ERK1 and ERK2 cascade; T cell activation. Gene Ontology annotation, cellular component: membrane raft; external side of plasma membrane. NCBI's taxonomy places the organism in Eukaryota, Metazoa, Chordata, Actinopteri, Labriformes, Labridae.
ACUUUUAUGAUUCCUAAGUCUCAUUAGGAGCCACUGGCCCUGAGGUAUUCUGACAAUAUCAAAUGUGGCCCUCUUUGAAAAAAGAUUGGACACCACUGGUCUAGAGUAAGGGCUGGCACGUGUGCUCGCUUGUAUGCGCGUUCACGUGCUGUUUUGUUCAGCAAAAGUCACUGCCAGGAUAAAGAGACUCUACGAAUCAAUUUUGCUUUCAAAUAUUCCACAGUAGUUUCAAACAAGAGCAGAGCAACAUGUUGGAUAUGUAAAAUAACCAUCGAAGAGAAGACAGAGACAAGCUCGGACUUUAACAGUCAUCUGUCCAGGAUGCACCCGGAGAAGCUGCCAGAGGAAGGUGUGAGGAGUAAGUUGUGUGUGGAUGACAUAAAAGGAUGUAAGACAUACAGUAUCACUUCCCCAGCAGCAGUCACGUGGCUGUUACAAGAGAAAAUGUCUCCACAAAGGAAGAAAAACAUCUCUUCGGUUUCGCCUACACAUUCUCAGGGUUUCCAAGAUGACAGCGACAGACCGCAUCAAAGCCAGGCUUGUAGCUGAAGUCACAUGAUCAAGGGAAGGAACUACCUUACACUCUCCGCCCCCAUUAGCACCCACAGGCUCAUAUAAAAACCAAAUCAACCUGAAAGAACACAUCAAGUGAAGAGAGACAGAAUUUAGAGAGUGGAAAACAGAGAAGUUCACACAGAGAUACAACUACAAUUUUAUUUAAAAUUUAAAAAGAAACAGAAAGAUGCUGUUGAAGGUUUUAGUCCUUGGGAUGGUUAUCAGUUUUAUGAAAGGGGCUCAUUGUCAGAUAACUGAGGUGCUUGCUGAAGCAGGCUCUCAGGCUGUGCUUCCCUGUAAAUGCAGCUCCUCAUCCACCAUCUCCUACAACAUCGUCUGGAGCAAAGGCAACAAAGGCACUGUUUGGAGAAAGCAACAGAGCGGUCUGCAGUACUGGGGCUCUAGCUGGAAUCAGAGAGGAGCCCAUCGUGUACAAUGCCCACACUACCAGUUUGAAAGAGGGGACUACAGCCUGCAAAUCAACAAUGUGAGGGAGGAGGAUGGUGGAAUCUACUCCUGCAGGAUCCAACAUGGAAACGAGGUCACUGAAAAUGUGGUCAGGCUCAGAAUCAUCAAGGUGACUAUCUCUCCACCGGCUGCCAUCGAAGGUCAAAGUGUUUCAAUCACCUGCACUGUAACUCCAUGGCCUUACGGAGCCAAUGUGCAAUGGACUUUGAACAACAGCCCAUUCGUGCCUCGGACUGAAACGACCACAGACAGAGGACUGUCUAACAAGGUUGUGAGGGAAGAGGCAACUUCAAGAGUAUCUGGAAACUGGACCUGUGUCGUGGCAUACAAAGGCAAACAUGGAAAAGCUUCUGCAACUCUGGCUAUGAAGGGAAUCAUCAAACCACCCAAAGACAGCACCAAGCUGUACUCUGCUGUAGGAUCUGCAGUCAGCCUCCCCUGUGUGUUGUCCUCUGGUUCGAUCCCGUCCAGUCCGGUGUGGGAGAAACUGAAACCUGGAUCUCUGUUCAAUCCCGUUCCUGGUCGCCUUCCCACUUCUUUUUCUCCAUCCUCACCAUCCUCCCAGACCCCCUGGGAAAUAUCUGCCAGUUUAAAAGAGGUCAAGUUCGAAGAUGAAGGACGGUAUAGAUGCUCUGCCACCAUCCAAGGACAACGGUUGACUCGAAAUAUGCAGCUUGUCGUUGCCAAAAUUGAAAGCAGCGGUGUGUCAAAGAAAAAACGCUCGCUGACUCUGACCUGCCAACUGACGGACACAAGCGAAGUCACAGACUAUGAAUGGGUUCGUGUGGAGUAUGAUCUCAACGACACUCAGUCAGUUGAGUCCAUACAGAAAGGCAAGAGCCUGACCAUAAACACAGAGUCUGAGGAGAACCACCGUGAAUGGGUGUGCCGUUUCUACGGGAAAGAGGGCAUCUUGGGAAAUGUGACAUACCACCUUCAUCAGAUGAGUGGCCUGACUGGAGAAAAAUCAUCAAAUCCCACACAAAACAUGGCUGCCAUUGUUGGUCUCAGCAUACUGCUGCUUGUUCUGCUGCUGAUUUUGGCUCAGAUGUACAAGAACCAUCAAAGGAGGAGAAGGAUCUUUCAGUACCCUGCGCUGGAGACGAUCAUUCAUACGGCUUCCAAUGAGCGGGAGGAGAGAGGAAGGAGCCAAGGAAAAGAGUAGAGACACAGUGAAGCAGAGGCAUCACAGAAAAGAAGCUUUCAUGAAGAGGGACCUGACUUUUCACACCUGAAGUGUUUUGGGAGACUUUUGUUUGCACAAUUUUGUAAAUAGUGUUUUCAGAGCAGACGUUGUAGCAGUCCUGUUGUUGAAUUUGAAAUGUUGGGACAUUGUUUCAUUGUGUUUGGCAGUGUACUAAGAUUAAAAUGUUCUGGGAAAAGAUUAAAAAGACGAUAGAAAAAAUUGUUUUAAAAGAUAUUCCGAUGGAUCCCAGGCUUUUUAUUUUAGGACUUUACCCAAAUAAUCCUAAGUUUACUAAAAAUGACCAGAUAAUGAUAGAUCUGUGUCUGUUGCACGCCAAAAAAUCCAUCGCAAUGUUUUGGAAAAAUAUUAACAGACCAAGUAUAUCAUACUGGGUAAGACAAAGGCUUGUAACCCUUCCUUUGAAAAAAUAUGGGGACCCUUUACUGCCUUCGUGAAAAUUAUUGAGCCGUCAGAUGAUGAGGUGAAGGAAUGAGUUUUCUCCUAUGGUUUGCUCUGAUAGAAACCUCAAUACAUAUUGACUGAAGCUUGUGCAGAUAAUAUUAUAUCUUUAUUUUUUGACUGUGUACUACCCUUUCAUGUUAUUUUAUUUUAUAUACAUAUUUGCAUAAAAGAUGGCUUUUGGUCAAAGAAGAAGUUUGUUUUCAUGUUUAAUGUUGGUGGGUGCUUUGGUUGUGAGGAACACAUCAAUUUGUUGUUUUGUCUCUAAAAUGUGUAAAAAAAAAAACCCUUAAUAAAUAUAUUGAUUGAAAAAAAGGAAUGUUGUGUAUUAUGCAGUUAUCUGAAAUGUGAUUUCUUUUCAAAUAUU